AUGAACAACAUAAACGGCACUAAUUUCAAUCUUGGUCUGAAUAAUAACUUUAAUAACAGUGAUCCAUUUAAUGGCGGACCAAAACCAGAUAUCAUAAUACAAGAACUUGAUAGCGAAAAAAUAAAAUUCAUAUUAACAAACACAGAGUUGAGUGUUGCUAAUGCAUUACGACGCCUCAUGAUAGCUGAAGUGCCGACCAUAGCAAUCGAUAUGGUUGAAAUUGAGCUAAACACAUCUGUCCUUGCGGAUGAGUUUAUUGCGCACAGACUCGGGUUAAUCCCAUUAGAUAGCAUGGAGGCUGAAAAAAUCAAAUAUACACGGGAAUGUAACUGUUCCCAAUAUUGUCCAAAUUGCUCGGUCGAAUUAACGCUACACGCAAAAUGUGUGCAAGAUGGUCAGUCACUUGAGGUGUGUAGUCGUGAUUUACAGACGAGUGAUCCACGAGUGUCGCCUGUUUUGAAAGAUGAUAAUGAUAAAGGAAUAUUGAUUGCGAAACUUCGUAAAGGACAGGAAUUAAAAGUCAAGUGUGUGGCAAAGAAGGGUGUCGCAAAAGAACAUGCAAAAUGGAGUCCGUGCGCAGCCGUAGCUUUUGAAUAUGAUCCACACAAUAGGCUACGACACACGCAUUAUUGGAAAGAAGAGGACGAGAAAAAGGAAUGGCCUCUUGGUACGAAUGCGAUUCAAGAACCACCUAUGACCGAUGACGAACCAUUUGACUAUAACGCGACUCCUAAUAAAUUCUAUUUUACCGUAGAAGAAAUUGUAAUGUCCGCAUUGAAGCGGCUACAAGAAAAACUAGGGAUGCUUCAAAUCGCAUUGGCGGAUGACACGACCGAACAGCUUCAUUUGCGACAGCAGCAACAAAGACAACAGGAACAGCAAGAAGCGCAGGAACAAGCGUUGUUGAGACAACGGUAUAUCCCACAAUCAGACGAUAAUCUCUCGUUCUCUUGA
Ambispora leptoticha is the source of this 954-nucleotide messenger RNA. Lineage: Eukaryota; Fungi; Glomeromycota; Glomeromycetes; Archaeosporales; Ambisporaceae. The record is from the annotation of a GenBank genome assembly.